Messenger RNA from Corythoichthys intestinalis (scribbled pipefish), 1359 nucleotides. Its product is annotated as prohibitin-2-like. Lineage: Eukaryota; Metazoa; Chordata; Actinopteri; Syngnathiformes; Syngnathidae. The transcript is spliced from 10 exons. Gene Ontology annotation, biological process: mitochondrion organization. Gene Ontology annotation, cellular component: mitochondrion; membrane. The coding region runs from base 103 to 1026 and encodes 307 amino acids. The record is from RefSeq and is a predicted model, not a curated record.
CAAACGUUAUCCAACUCCAUUUCCCAGUUGUCUUUGCGUUCAACGGUGAAGCGUCGACCUUGCCUUCUUUUUUUCCCUUGCUGUGGUGUGACGUGAAGCAGCAUGGCGAACAAGGAGCCCAGUCGGUUGGUCCAGAACCUCCGGGACAUGAUGGGUCGCAUGGCGGGCUCGUCGGGCGGCAGAGGCGCCGGACUCGGAGUCAAACUGCUGCUCGGAGCGGGCGCCUUGGCGUACGGAGUCAAAGAAGCCACGUAUACCGUGGAGGGCGGACACCGGGCGGUGGUGUUCAACAGGAUCGGCGGCAUGCAGAUGGACACGGUGCUCGCCGAGGGCCUUCAUUUCAGGAUCCCGUGGUUCCAGUACCCCAUCAUCUACGACAUCAGAGCCAAGCCCAGAAAAAUCUCCUCGCUGACCGGUAGCAAAGACCUGCAGAUGGUGAACAUCGCAGUCAGGGUCCUGUCGCGUCCCAUGGCGUCCAAUCUCCCCAUCAUGUACCAGCGUCUGGGCAAGGACUACGACGAGCGGGUGCUGCCGUCCAUCGUCAACGAGGUCCUCAAGUCGGUGGUGGCCAAGUUCAACGCCUCGCAGCUCAUCACGCAAAGAGCGCAGGUGUCGCUGUUGGUGCGCAGGGAGCUUUUCGAGCGCGCCAAAGACUUCAACAUCAUUCUGGACGACGUGGCCAUCACGGAGUUGAGCUUUAGCAGCCAGUACACGGCCGCCGUCGAGGCCAAGCAAGUCGCUCAACAAGAAGCGCAGAGGGCUCAAUUCUACGUGGAGAAAGCCAAACAAGACCAAAGGCAGAAGAUCAUCCAGGCCGAAGGAGAAGCCGAGGCUGCCAGGAUGCUGGGACAAGCAGUGACCAAGAAUCCGGGCUAUUUGAAGCUCCGCCGCAUCCGAGCCGCCCAAACCAUCGCCAAAACGGUGUCGACGUCGCAGAACAAAGUGUACUUGAACGCCGACAGUUUGGUCCUCAACCUGCAGAACCAGGCCUUGUUUGACAAUUUGUCGUUGAACCCGAAAAAGUGAUCAAAUUCGCAAGCGGACGGCGAACACAAGUCGAGAAAGAAGUAUUUCUUUAUUUUGUUUAGGGUUUUCUUUGUUUUUGUAUCAAUUAACUCUUUAUCCGUCAUUGACGGAGCUAGACAUCCAAUCCCUUUGACUUCAAAGGGAUUGGACGUCUACUAGUGAUAAACAGAAGGACGAUUGGAUGCCAAUCAUCAAUAGCGCUAAAAGAGUUCCAUAAAUGAAGAUGAGAGCGGAGAUGUCGUUGAAUCCUAAUUUCGGACGGCACUGGAAACGUGAUGGUUAACUUAUGUAUUAAUAAAUGAAACAAUUGCCAAAAGUCGCUAAGCUUUUUGU